This is a messenger RNA of [Torrubiella] hemipterigena, 438 nucleotides long. The record is from the annotation of a GenBank genome assembly. NCBI's taxonomy places the organism in Eukaryota, Fungi, Ascomycota, Sordariomycetes, Hypocreales, Clavicipitaceae.
AUGUCAAACUCGACUAAGCCCCAGAUAAAGCAAACGUUCGCCUCGCCAGAGAUCAUACAGGCGAUAUACAGCCAAGAUGUCGAUACUGUGGUGCGCCUUUUAAAGGAACAGCCUGGCCUUGAAAACACGUUUGUGUUGUCAAAGCAGAUAGAGCAUCAGUGGGAGAAACAGCCAGCUUCUGACGAUGUUUAUAUGGCUCAGGAGAUGAUGCUUGACGAGCAGCCGCUUCUCUACUAUGCUGCCACUAUAGAGCGUCUCCAAGCCAAAUACAAGGCAGACCUGCGUGCAGGUGCGGAUGGGUACGUCAAGAAACUCCCGCCAGGGCCAGCAACAGUGACAAGCAUAGCUAUUGUUGAAGCAAUGGUUGAUGCAGGCGCGACAUUUUCCCAAGUGGCUUUGCAAAGCGAGCUCUUUCUAUGGGACAAUUUCUUUCUAUGA